UGUUCUCUACCCUCUUUCUCAAACUCCAGUACUCUACGCACGCGCAGAGAAUCUUGUUCCCUGGGGAUUUCCAAGCUUUGAAUCACUCUAGACAAUGGUACGAUUUCCUAGUUGAAUAGCGACAUAUUUUGCAGAGAAUAUUUCUGCAUGUAUCAGUGCACCAGAAAUAAAGAUUAUGCUAAAUCUGUGGUACAUAUAGUUUGCUACAGUUUCUGCAUAAUCCGGAUGUCUAAAGAAAAUCCAAGCCCAUCCUGUUUUGUCGCCAUGAGGACCAGUUAACCGUAUAGAAUUCAGUCAUUGUUACAGAAGGAACUCUGGAUACCCGAGUAUCUAUUUUUACGAUGCAAGCAUCAGAACACCAUAGAAACUCAAGCAUGCACUAUCAACUCAUGCAACAAACGGAGCCCUACUGCUUGCCGCAGUACCAAGCCUUGAAUCAUCAGAUAUACAGCAAUGACAUCAGAAGCCAUGGAACCCACUUCCCUACUCCAUGUUCUUCUGAACUUUAUUGCACAUUGGAAUCAUCCUCUGAAGCUGGAAUUUUCAAUGCUUAUAACUCCCCUUUAACUGUGAGUUUCUCGCCUAAUGGCAGCCCAAUCUCUCAGCAAGAUUCGCAGUCAUACUCAUACCCACCUGACCAACGUCAUUCUCCUGACUAUACGUAUAGCUCUCCCAUGAGUGGGUCCUGUGUAACUGAUGAUUUGCAUAGCUUCAAGCACAAGUUGAGAGAGCUGGAGAGUGUAAUGUUUGGCCCUGACUCUGAUAAUCUUGAUAGCUAUGACAGUACCUUCAAGGAUGGAAUUAACUUUCUUUCACCUGAAAUGGACGGUUGGAGAAAAACAAUGGAAGCAAUUUCUAGUAAGGACCUGACACAGGUUCUAGUCGCAUGUGCACAAGCAGUUGCAGAUAAUGAUUUGUUGAUGGCUCAAUGUUUGAUGGAUGAAUUACGCCAAAUGGUGUCAGUUUCUGGCGAACCAAUUCAGAGGUUGGGGGCAUAUUUGUUGGAAGGGCUUGUGGCUCGAUUGUCUGCCUCUGGGAGUUCAAUCUACAAAGCUUUAAGAUGCAAAGAACCGGCAAGUGCUGAUCUUCUCUCAUAUAUGCACAUACUUUACGAGGUCUGCCCCUACUUCAAAUUUGGUUACAUGUCUGCGAAUGGAGCCAUUGCUGAAGCCAUGAAAGAUGAAGACAGAGUUCAUAUUGUUGAUUUCCAAAUUGCUCAGGGAAGCCAAUGGAUUACUUUGAUUCAGGCUUUUGCUGCUAGACCUGGGGGGCCACCCCACAUCCGAAUUACAGGUAUUGAUGAUUCAACAUCAGCUUAUGCCCGUGGAGGAGGACUAAACAUAGUGGGAAAGAGGCUUUCAAAGUUGGCUGAGAAAUUCAAGGUGCCAUUUGAAUUUCAUGCUGCAGCUAUCUCUGGCUGUGAUGUUCAGCUGCAUAAUCUUGGGGUUCGACCAGGGGAGGCUCUGGCUGUGAAUUUUGCAUUCAUGCUACAUCACAUGCCCGACGAAAGUGUCAGCACUGAGAAUCACAGGGAUCGACUGCUACGUCUUGUGAAGAGCUUGUCUCCAAAAGUGGUGACACUUGUUGAGCAAGAAUCAAACACGAACACUGCCCCGUUUUUCUCUCGUUUCCUUGAAGCUCUGGACUACUACAAAGCUAUGUUUGAGUCAAUCGAUGUGACUCUUCCCAGAGAUCACAAAGAGCGAAUUAAUGUGGAGCAGCAUUGCUUGGCAAGAGACGUUGUUAACAUCAUAGCUUGUGAAGGAGUGGAGAGGGUGGAACGGCAUGAGAUGCUUGGCAAGUGGAGGUCCAGAUUUGCAAUGGCUGGUUUCACACCUUACCCUUUGAGCUCAUUGGUUAAUGGUACCAUCAAGAAACUGCUUGAGAAUUAUUCUGAUAGGUAUACACUUCAAGAAAGAGGUGGGGCUCUCUAUCUUGGUUGGAUGACUAGAGAUUUAGUUGCUUCUUGUGCGUGGAAGUAAGAACUGGGCAUCCUGCGAGUUCUUAAGUUUGUUAUGAGUUCUCCAUAAUAAACACAUCACAUGUGGAGGAGGUUUUGAAACACCCAAUUUUGUGGUGUCGAGCUUAUUUUUUUAAAAAAAAACUUCUCAUGUUUUUUAUUAGAGAACCCGAUAACAAACACUUAAAAAUCAUACCUGAGUUUCAUCUGAGAAAAGUGCAGAUAAGUCUACUUGUCCUGCUCAAUACCUGCUCCAAGUGGAUGGAAGAAUCCUCGUUACAACAAAUGUGACUCUUCCCCUUUUCCUUGUUUCAAGAAGUUAAAUAUGAAAAUAUAGCUAGUUUUCUUUUCUUUGUUAGCAAUAUUGUUCUUCAAUGUCAUGAACUUUUUCCGGCCCUGAAUUCUGAGCACUCCAAAUUGUUUGGUUA
Molecule: messenger RNA, 2388 nt
Organism: Prosopis cineraria
Lineage: Eukaryota; Viridiplantae; Streptophyta; Magnoliopsida; Fabales; Fabaceae
Product: scarecrow-like transcription factor PAT1
Exons: 3
Coding region: 342-1982 (546 amino acids)
Biological process (GO): regulation of DNA-templated transcription
Cellular component (GO): nucleus
Molecular function (GO): DNA-binding transcription factor activity; sequence-specific DNA binding
Source: RefSeq, a predicted model, not a curated record